Molecule: messenger RNA, 930 nt
Organism: Aspergillus vadensis CBS 113365
Lineage: Eukaryota; Fungi; Ascomycota; Eurotiomycetes; Eurotiales; Aspergillaceae
Product: putative C2H2 finger domain protein
Exons: 6
Coding region: 1-636 (211 amino acids)
Molecular function (GO): nucleic acid binding; zinc ion binding
Source: RefSeq, a predicted model, not a curated record
AUGGCUUUACCCGGUCAACGUAAGGUUGCCUUUGGAUUCGAAAAGGCCUCACUAUGCUUUCCGGAGCAACGUGCCGGAACAUGGCAACGUCAUAAAUUACGAGACACCGGGGAAAUGGCCGUACGGAAGCGACCAAAAGCGCUGACAGAGCCGAGUCAGAGCCGAGGCCUACCGAUGGGAAUCCCGCGGCCCGCCGCCAAGACCCAGCUGAUUUUGACCAAUAAUGAGCAACAUGUUUCAGGAAAUACUUCUUUCGCACACAAAGGCGGAAUUUUGCUCACUAGCAAAUCCAUCAGGCAGUUCUUUUUUUGGGCCGCAGUCUAUCAAAAUGGGAGCUCGCAGGACCAGGUCCGGGCUGAUAUCGCGUCCGCGAGACACCUCGAACUAUACAAAGCUACGAAAGACGAAGAGGAUCUUCCCGGCCUAGGAAAGCAUUAUUGCGUCGAGUGCUCCAAAUGGUUUGAGAGCGAGCAUAAUAUGGCCGCCCAUACGAAGGGCAAGAACCACAAAAGAAGACUCCGCAUCUUGCGCGAAGAGGCACACACACAGAAGGCUGCUGAGGCUGCUGUCGGCUUGGGUACAGACAAUGGUGUGAGGUCGCAAGAGACCACCGAGAUGGUCCUUAUGGAGGAUUAGAUUCUCGCCAUGAAGUGAAAUUGCCUAUCGCAGUGCUUUCUCGGCUGUCACUGCGAUGCAGGAUAGCUCCAAGAGCAUCGGCAAGAGCUCUGCUGGCAACAUAUCUACUCUCAAUGGGCUUGAAAAAAAUUUUCGCGCAUCUACGCCGUUUUGACGUCGUUGUUUCACGGACGAUAUUACUGGCUGCAUGUCGACGAAAGAAUCACCCAAUCAGCGAUGGGCCAAAAUCGCUGGACAACACGUGAAACCACAUGCGCCGAAAACCGCCAGUGGGGGUGGAAAGUUCCCGGAUAC